Messenger RNA from Cavenderia fasciculata, 609 nucleotides. It is a transcript of the gene bloc1s2, whose product is annotated as biogenesis of lysosome-related organelles complex-1. The record is from RefSeq and is a predicted model, not a curated record. Gene Ontology annotation, biological process: lysosome localization; endosomal transport. The transcript has 5 exons. NCBI's taxonomy places the organism in Eukaryota, Evosea, Eumycetozoa, Acytosteliales, Cavenderiaceae. The coding region runs from base 1 to 609 and encodes 202 amino acids. Gene Ontology annotation, molecular function: gamma-tubulin binding. Gene Ontology annotation, cellular component: BORC complex; gamma-tubulin complex; BLOC-1 complex.
AUGAUCACAAGUUGCGAUGAAUUAAAGAAAAAAAUUCAAAGUACAAAUUUCAUUGUUUCAGCUGCAUCUGAUAUUAAAUAUAAAUCAAAUACCUAUAAACAUGGAAGUACAGUAGAGAAUACAACUGCUGCUACAGCCUCUACAGAACAACCAAAAGAAGUGAAUGAAUUUCAACAAAAGGCACAGAAUGAUAUAGCAAGACCACAAUUACCAGUACAACAAGAUCUACAGGCAUCGACAACAGAGAUGUUUACAAAAGUAUCAAAGUAUCUAAGUGGAGAGUUGGCAACAACACUUGCCGAUUAUAACCUAUUGGUACAAAUGAAUAAUGUUACAUCUGCAAAGUAUCAUGAUAUGACUGAAAUAACAAAGGGAUUAACAUUAUAUAUGAAUGAUUUAAAGAUACAAUAUGAACAAUUUCAACCAUAUAUUGAAAAGAUUAAUGAUUUGGACAAGAAUGUAACGGACUUGGAAAAGACAGUUCAAGUGAUCGAUGAAUAUACUAAAAGAUUGGAAAACAAAUUCAAGAAUAUCGACAAGACUGCUUUAUUACCAAUCAAUCCAACACCAACAACUACAGUUCCACCACCAACAACUACACCCAAAUAA